Molecule: messenger RNA, 1590 nt
Organism: Symbiodinium sp. CCMP2592
Lineage: Eukaryota; Dinophyceae; Suessiales; Symbiodiniaceae
Source: the annotation of a GenBank genome assembly
AUGAUGCGUGGAGCACUGUUUGUCAGAUCGUGGCAUGAGCGGCUCUGGAGAGGUCAAGGCCAUCAUGGUGAUACAGACGACCCCUUUGGAACCAGCUCAAGUUUUUUCGAUGAUUUUUCCAGGGACCACAUCAUGGAGCAGUGUGCAUAUCAACCGGACGUGGACGUCAUGUAUGGGAUGACGCGUGGAAGCAAAGCAAGCGUUACACCGGACUUGGCCGUCACGCGCGUGCAGACAGUCUCAGUGGCAUCGUACGUUGUACCGGACGUGGCCGAUAUGGACGUAUCGCGAUUUUUAUCUGGUUGGGACGACUUUUACUCCCGGCCUUUCUGGAACGCGACGACGAACGAACAAGCGGCCUGGAGUGAGACGACAUGCGACCAACCGGACUGGAACGCGAUGACGCAACCACGUGUGCGUGCGGCCUUACGCAAGACGAUGGCCCUUGCAGCAAGGUUGAGGUGGGGUGUAGGAUUAUGGUGGUUAGUGGUUCUGGUUCUAUGUGUUACACCGGCUCUUGCCGUAGAUCCGGAUGCACCAGCAAAGACAGACAUGCCACACCCCAUAUCCCCGCCGAUGUACCCUAACAAAUCCGGUGGGACUUUGGGUAUCAGGUUGCUAGCCCCCGGAUUAGGACCCAAGACCUUGAUUGUAAUCCUAGCCGUUGCUGCAACAAGUGCCGCUGUAUGCGGUAUGGUGCCUGGUUUCAACGCUGGGCAAGCGGCCCGGCUCCCUCCAGCAUGGGGACCAGAGAUGCAGCAAACAUAUCCCUUCCGCCGUUGGAUGCAGGAUGUUCUGCUGUGGUCGGUAGCUUCCGAUCUUGAUGGCAGUCGUAAGGCGGCCCUCUUGAUUAUGCAAUUGAAAGGCGGUGCUCAGGAGCUAGCUCGAGCUUAUCCACCUCAGACAUUGAUUCAGGGCGGUCUGAUUAAUGGAGUUCAAGCUGAUCCCCUGACCUAUGUCAUUCAUGGUUUAGCUGAGAGGUUUGCGGCUUUGGGUGAGGAACUUAGGCUUGGGUCAAUCACGGAGCUGCUAUCAUUCUCUAGAAACCAUCACCAACACGAACGCAUCGAUGAAAUCCUGGUGCGGUUUGACGUGGCCCGACAACGGGCACAUGAUGAAGGACAGCUGACGGUGUCCAUCACUGGCCUAACCUGGCUACUGUUGCGAGCGGUUGGAGUAAGUGAUGCUCAGUUGCUUCAGAUUCUGACGCCUCUCGGCGGCAACUUUCCGCAGACAGAGCAGGAGCUGCAAGUGCUCAAACAGCCGCAGACACACGCUUUUCAUGCAAACCAGUCGGAUUUCAACCCAGAUGCCGGCCAUGAUCAGGGGUGGGCCGUGCCCGACAGUGGGUGGGGCGGCACAUCAUCUGUGCCAACACAUGCUGCUUGGGAUGCUGCAGAUUCCGAUAAUUGGACAGACACCGAAACAGCUAGCUCUGUAGACGACCUGGAACCCGUAACAUCCACUCCCGAAGGCAGCUCCGAUCCCGCGGCCAUCAGCGAGCAUUUGUGGUGGGCCUACAACAAGGCCAAGCUGCAAUGGGGAAAGGACGAAGAACCAAUCCUCGUGGUAAAGAUGGUGCUGUUAUGA